AGCAAUCGUCUGUCCCGAUGCUCUACGUCAGACUCAUUGUCGCUUUUUUGUCGCUUUUUGUCGCUAUCGUUGCUUGUUGUACCAUUUUUGUUACAUGUCCCCUCUGCUGGCUUCAUAUGAUUAACGUAUUCGAGUUUGCCGUGGAAGUAUCUUGAUCGGUUUGAGGAGAUUUUCCCCUGAGCGUAGGGCAAGGGAUGUGGAAGUUUUUUGGACCACUGGAUGAUUUGAAGACUUGUACGCAAGAGUAGCAGAAAGAUUGGAUUAUACGUGCGUGUAGUGCUAACAUUGGUGGGAGGGAUGUGGAGAGAAGUAAUGACGAGGGCACGAUGCACAUGGGUUAGCAACGCAGGAUGGAGCCUAAGGAUGAUGACUUGCGUUUUGCUGCACGCUGUAGUCGUCGCGGGCCUACUGGUUCUGGAUUCUAACUUGUACCGGCACACUGUGGCACACUCCUCAUGGGCUGGAUGCUACUACCUCUUAAUGGUCGUGGUCUUCGUGCAGUAUGCCUGCGCUGCUAGAUCUAAGCCCGAGUAUUUACUUGAUCAUGUAUUGAUGGAAGGCAGGUUCAACUUUGAAUUUGAAGCAGGUCAGAGGUAUCAUGAGUCUUUUUCCCACCCUGCCUCCAAGAGCAGCGGAGACUUUGAUGCAGAUAACCUCCAGAAUGAGGAAGGGGAGUGUCCUUCUGCGUCGGAGGCUACUCCGUUGCUCAUGCUCUCAAACGAUAACUUAGCAAACUUGAAGCGGUGCCCUCAUUGCAAACUGUGGCAGCCAUCAAUAUUAAGCAUCAAGCACUGCCAUACCUGUGAUAAAUGCGUGCUCCGUUUUGAUCACCAUUGCGAUUGGCUUGGAACCUGCGUUGGUGGAAGAAAUCACAGAAAAUUCUGGUGGUAUAUCUUCUGCGAAACAGCACUCGUCACGUGGACAAUAGUCUGGUUUAUAUGCGCAUAUGGGAGGAGUAAGGGGAAGCACACAGCGAUGCCCGCAAAGUGUGUUAUGUUGCUUGUGAUGCUUGCACUCGUCGCCACAGAGUGCUGCCUGGUAUUCCUAUUCUUGUUUCAUUCCUUCUUGUUGAUGACCAACCAAACAAGCUAUGAAUUAAGUCGCUCAGCGUGAAAGGAAGAUCCGGAAGCGACCGCAUCCUCGUGGCUCGGUUACAGCAGCAUUUCUUCCUCACAAGACUAUCAUCAAAAUAUAAAGCUCACUCUCCUAUUUUCAUUACAUUGAAGAACUCUUUGAAGAACCUUCUGGCUCCUAAAAAAUUGAUGGACGAUUCCUUAUCCUUUUUCAAUUCUUAUGCAAGUUCGUCCUCUGUGAUUCAGCCACGAAUGGCUACAUGUAGCGGCAUUAAAUAUGGGUUUAUCCAAUUAACUGUGACCAUGAUUAGGGGCAUUGUAGAACACGUUUCUACCGGUUCCCUGCAACUGACUUUGCAGAAGCUGGAGCAUCGCCAGACUUGCUUUUGGAGAAGUUGAGUAAUUUGAAAAUCAACUUCCUUUAUUCAAUGUAGAUGAAUGAUUGAUUGAAAGUAUUAAUCUCCUGCCUAGAGUGUAUGUUUGUUUUCAGUGAAUACACUCCUUGCAUCUAUCACAGCCCUAAACUCUAACGACAUUAUUUUUGAGCAGUAUAUUUUCAUGUAAUUUACAAACUAACAAAAAAUGAUACAC
Physcomitrium patens is the source of this 1664-nucleotide messenger RNA. RefSeq names its product protein S-acyltransferase 10. Gene Ontology annotation, molecular function: protein-cysteine S-palmitoyltransferase activity. The record is from RefSeq and is a predicted model, not a curated record. Lineage: Eukaryota; Viridiplantae; Streptophyta; Bryopsida; Funariales; Funariaceae. Gene Ontology annotation, cellular component: endoplasmic reticulum; Golgi apparatus. Gene Ontology annotation, biological process: peptidyl-L-cysteine S-palmitoylation; protein targeting to membrane.